Taeniopygia guttata (zebra finch) is the source of this 4209-nucleotide messenger RNA. It is a transcript of the gene FGF9, whose product is annotated as fibroblast growth factor 9. The record is from RefSeq and is a predicted model, not a curated record. Gene Ontology annotation, molecular function: growth factor activity. NCBI's taxonomy places the organism in Eukaryota, Metazoa, Chordata, Aves, Passeriformes, Estrildidae.
AUUUAAGUUGCUAUGGUCAUUCUUAUCUUAAACCAAAUGGAGAAACUACGGAUUUUUUUCUUUAUUACAGUUGGAUGGGCUGAAGACCUUAUUGCUUGCUAAGAGCUGGGGAUAUAUGCAUUUAUAUAGAUAUACACAUCUAUAUGUUUAUAAAUAUGUCAGUGUGUGAGUAUAAAGUGGUGGUUUCUUAGACUAACUGGUUUGACCUUGAACCUGUACCAGUCAAAACAGAAUAUUACUUUUAUUUAUGCAUUUAAUGGAUUGAAGAAAGAACAUUUUCUCUGUAACUGCGCUAGGGAGGGGAGAGGAGUGGAAUAUACCUAAUCUUAUAUCUCCUGGGUUUGGCACCAUCAUUAUUGUUUAUUCUCAUUCUCUAAAAGCAGAAUCUUCUGAUGGCUCCCUUAGGUGAAGUUGGGAACUAUUUCGGUGUGCAGGAUGCAGUACCCUUUGGGAAUGUGCCCGUUUUGCCGGUGGAUAGUCCGGUUUUGUUAAGUGACCACCUGGGUCAGUCUGAGGCAGGUGGGCUACCCAGGGGGCCUGCGGUCACGGACUUGGACCAUUUAAAGGGGAUCCUCAGGCGGAGGCAGCUAUACUGCAGGACUGGAUUUCAUUUAGAAAUCUUCCCCAAUGGUACUAUCCAGGGAACCAGGCAAGACCACAGCAGAUUUGGUAUACUGGAAUUUAUCAGUAUAGCAGUGGGCUUGGUCAGUAUCCGAGGAGUCGACAGUGGACUUUACCUUGGAAUGAAUGAGAAAGGAGAACUGUAUGGCUCGGAAAAAUUAACCCAGGAGUGUGUAUUCAGAGAGCAAUUUGAAGAAAACUGGUAUAACACAUAUUCAUCAAAUCUAUAUAAACAUGUGGACACUGGAAGACGAUACUACGUUGCGUUAAAUAAAGAUGGGACUCCAAGAGAAGGGACUAGGACUAAACGGCAUCAAAAAUUUACACAUUUUUUACCUAGACCAGUGGACCCUGAGAAAGUACCAGAACUAUAUAAGGAUAUUUUAAGCCAAAGUUGACAAAGACAAUUCCUUCACUUGAGCCCUUAAAAAGUAACCACUAUAAAGGUUUCAUGCGGUGGGUUCUUAUUGAUUAGCUGUGUCAUCACAUCAGCUCCACUGUUGCCAAACUUUGUCGCAUGCAUAAUGUAUGAUGGAGGCUUGGAUGGAACAUGCUGAUUUUGUUCUGCACUUAAAGGUUUGUCCUCCUGGAGGAGAGCCUAUGCCCACUCGCUUGAUUUAGUACGAGAGGGAGCGCGAGAGAGUGAGUGCGAGAGAGAGAGAAAGGGAGAGGAUGAAUGGGAGUGAGAGCGCGAGAGAGAGGAGCCGAGGGGAGGAGGAGGGUGAGGAGGAGGAAGGCCUGAUGCAUGCUGGGGAAUAGACACGCUUUUAAAUUUUUGAUCAGUUGUACUUCGUCAUAUAUCAGCAUAGCUGCCAUACUUCGAUUCAUCAGGAUUUUUGGCUGGUGGCCUGCUCAAGUGUACGCUGCAUUUACAAAGGCAUGGAGGGUGCAGUCUUAAACAAGAGACUUUUCAGUUAAUCACUCACUGGGUCUCACCCCACUGAGUUUAAAGCAAAGACCUCUUAGUAAAAAAAUAAAAAUAAAAAGUUAAAUUUAUUUAUAGAAAUUCCAAAGGCAACAUUUUAUUUAUUUUAUAUAUUUAUUUAUUAUAUAGAGUUUAUUUUUAAUGAAAUAUGUACAGGCCAGAUAGGCAUUUUGGAAGCUUUAGGCUCUGUAAGCAUUGAAAUGGCAAAGGCCACUAUGAACCUGUGGUAAAUUCAUGCAAGUAAAUAUAAAAGUGCAUGGAUAAAAAAAAAAAAAGCCAACAAUAAAAAGGUAAUAAUAAUAAAUUCUAGUGACCCUCAUGUACUAAAGGUGACAAUCUCUUUUGUGCCCGUAUUAUUGUACAAGUAUGCACACCACUCAUGACACUGAAUCCUCACUCUUCUGACUGCUUGUUUCAUAGCUUACCCCAGAGGAUUAAAGAGAAAACUGGGUCUUCAACUUUUUUUUACGUGUCUGUAAUAUUUCCUCUCUGAUAAAGCGACUUCUUACAUCAUUGUAAAUUUCACAGCUGUGGAAAAUAUAGGAGUUGGAAUAUAUUCUACUUGUUAAAACCUAUUGCAGAUUAUACCAAAGCUAAAUGAUAAAUAUGCUAUUUUUUUCCUAAAGAGAAUGUCAGAAACAACAUAAGUAAUACCAACAACAAUUAUACUAAUCUUAAGAUUCCAAAAAGAACACAUAUUUCAGAGGGCAGGAACCAGGUUAACAGGAUCACUCUUGUAAACAUGUUUAUUUGUGCACUUGACUAUCUACUAUGAAAUUAUACAAGUUCCAUAGGGGUCAUUGUAAUACCUUUAUGGAAAAUUGCUUUCAGUGUGAACUGUCAUAAUACAUGAUAUUAGCACCCUUCCUAAAGUAAAACUUGCAAAAUGAAACUAAUAAAUCUCUAUCAAUAAUGACAAUAAGGAGGACAGUAUUAGACUUAUUUUUAUUGUUUUUCCUAAAGUAUGUUCAAAUAUUCAUGAACCCUAAGUGAGGAAACAGUAUGUAAUAUUUAAGGGUAUGUAGCAUUUUAAGAUAAGCACACAAACACAUUGAUUAGCUGUUACUAUUUGGAAAUUAACCCUCAGGAAGAGGCAUUUUUUCCCCUAAUACUCUGAAGAAAAGGGGGAAAAAAUAGACAAAAACCAUGCUGAGAUCCAUAUGACAAAUGCAUUUUGUAGUUGUUUUAUCCCUUAGGAUUUCAAUCCAGUGCCAUUAAGUUGAGUGUGGCCUUCAUCAUUGGAUAUGUUGGGAGCAGGACUGGUCCUGAUGCCCUGGCUGUCUGCAUACGCACGGGGAAUCCUUUGGAGGAGUGAUGUAAAGGGUUGUAGCCUAUGAGUAAUUAAGAAAUGUUUGCUCUACAGCACUCUUGUUCAUCUGAUUUAUAUUAUUUGAAGCUUAUUUCUGUUCUGGAAUGACCUCUGGCUCGGUGUGCUGAACAAACGUUCCCUUUCCAUGAAGCAGGUAGGAGGAGCCAUGUCUGAACUGGCGAUAUCACUGAUCUCAAACAUAACAAGGCUCUUUGUUGUAAUUGUUCAUGGAUGAUAAAGAGACGUUAUCUACAUUAGUUGAUUUGUAGGAUACUUGUCUAGGGACUGUUAUUGCCUGGGAAUUUACAGCCUUCAGCUACAGCCCACGCGUUUGUCUCCCAGCCUUUGGGGCUGCGGAUGGUUCGGCUGCUGGGGUCGGACGUGUGCUGGAUCAUUUGUGUGGGCAAUGCAGAGACUGUAGGAGAAGAAAAGGCGUUUCUGGGCAGGACUAGGGCUCAUUGCCCUGUGGUAAAUGCAUCAAGCCCACCAUGAGGAAGGGAGGUUGCAACCCUCUGCUGUUUCAGUAAAUCUGACAUACACCAGGAAAUUCUUUGCAAAGGUUAAAAUUACUCUCAGUUGAGGCCGCAAUACUAGGCCACAGUUAAAGUCUUAAUGUUAAAUUGACUUGGAUUUUUUAGUCAUAGGCUAAUCAUUACUACUAGUUAACAUGUUUUAUUUAAUUUAUUUUUUUUUGUAUUUUUCUACAGAAAGGAUUAAACUUGAGAAAAAUGUUAUGAGUUUAUAGCAGUCCUAAAUAAACUGUAACCGAUUUACUCGAAUAACCCGUAAUGGUGUGUAAAUACUGACUUUAUGUAAAUAUAGAAACAUGUAAUUUAACUUAGGCAUUAUUGCAAGACUGGAAGGCCCAGGAGCUGGCAGUUUGCCACUCCCUGCAGGUUCACUAGGUCAAAUUUGGCCUGUUUAGGGUAGCAAACUACAGAUUCUGUUCAGUCCCUUGUGUAAAAUGAGCUAUUUCUGUUUGGUUUUGGGUGGGGGAUGGGCAAAACAAUUGUCACCUGGGUGCUGCUCAGCUCCUUUGCCAAGGUGUGAAGGGGUAUGGACACCCUCCUGCUCCUUAUGUGAUCCUGCUAAAACAGGGCUGCAGGGAGCAGACACGGCAAAGCAGGGAGGCUUCCAGUGUCUUGCCUCCCGAGCUGUGGAAAACCAGAAAUCUUCACCUUCUAGUGCUGUCCAUCUGGCACCUUUCUCAAGCACUAAAAUUGAUUUGAAGAAAAGUCUGAGGGAAAAAGAAAAGAAUGAUUGGUGUAAUUUUUACUUGGUAUUCUGUAAUGGUGUGUAAAUGCAUACAGAAUUCUGUAAUUUGUAUAAAUAUAUUGCUAUAGAAUUUUGAAAA